GGAAGAGUUAGGGUGGCUGUAAGAUUGAGACCACGAAAUGCUGAAGAAAUGAUGGCUGAUGCUGAUUUUGCUGACUGUGUUGAAUUACAACCGGAGCUUAAAAGACUGAAACUUCGUAGAAACAAUUGGGAUUCUGACACAUAUGAGUUUGAUGAGGUGCUUACUGAAUUUGCAUCACAGAAACGUGUCUAUGAAGUUGUGGCUAAGCCAGUUGUGGAGAGUGUUCUUGAUGGUUAUAAUGGGACUGUGAUGGCUUAUGGUCAAACUGGAACUGGGAAAACUUUUACAUUUGGACGACUUGGGGAAGUUGACACUUCUGAUCGUGGUAUCAUGGUCCGUUCCAUGGAGGAUAUUUUUACUGACUUGUCACCCAAUACUGAUUCUGUCACAGUCUCGUAUCUCCAGGUUGCUACUUACGUGUGCAUUACUGCUUUUUGCAUCAUUAUUACUUUUAUCUUCUAG
Molecule: messenger RNA, 462 nt
Organism: Vigna radiata var. radiata (mung bean)
Lineage: Eukaryota; Viridiplantae; Streptophyta; Magnoliopsida; Fabales; Fabaceae
Product: kinesin-like protein KIN-UA
Exons: 3
Coding region: 49-462 (137 amino acids)
Biological process (GO): microtubule-based movement
Molecular function (GO): ATP binding; microtubule binding; microtubule motor activity
Source: RefSeq, a predicted model, not a curated record